AUGGAUAAUAGUUCACUUCAUUGGUGGUUGUACUGGCCAUGCGUAUACUCAUCUGUUACAGCUACCAUCAUCUCUCUUUAUACCAUAGUUAGGCAUUUAUUAAACUAUCGUAAACCGUACGAACAAAGGCUAUCAAUACGUAUACUGCUCCUCGUGCCUAUAUUUAGUGUUUCGUGCGCAAGUGGUAUAAUUAAACCUGAAAUUGCUCAAUUUUAUGUGGACCCCAUUAGAGAAUUUUAUGAAGCUUUCGUUAUCUACACUUUUUUUACCUUUUUAACUCUGCUAUUAGGAGGCGAGAGAAAUAUAAUAACAGUUUUAAGCUUAAAUCACACCCCCACAAACCAUCCAAUACCAGUGGUAGGUAGAAUCUGCAAACCAAUAGACUUAUCUGAUCCAUUUGAUUUUCUUUUUGUCAAAAAAGGUGUACUACAGUACGUCUGGUUCAAACCUUUUUAUUGCUUUGGCACAUUAAUAUACACUGCAUGGAACCUGCCCAAAUUUGAAAUAUUUUUGAAUGUUCUUUAUAAUAUUUCGGUGACAUGGUCACUGUACAGUUUAGCACUAUUUUGGAAAUGUCUUUAUCCGGAGUUAGCACCUCAUAAGCCAUGGGUGAAAUUUUUAUGUGUUAAGUUGAUUAUUUUUGCCUCUUAUUGGCAAAGUAUCAUAAUACAAGGUCUAGUCAUUACUGGCAAGUUAGGUGCGGGAAACCAGGAUAGAACAUCUGGGUAUAUAUAUAAAAACGGACUUCUGUGCAUAGAGAUGGUCCCGUUUGCCAUCUUACAUGCAAUAGCUUUCCCCUGGAAUAAAUAUACUGCAAUUAGCAUACCUUAUGGAGCCAGAAUGAGAUUCAUUUAUGCAUUAAGGGAUUUUCUCGGUUGCGGUGAUUUGAUAUGGGAUUUCAAGCAAACACUGUUUAUUGGACCCUUGUACUAUAAUUAUAGGAAUUUCGAUCCCGAGGCCAUGGACCUAUUAAAUACUAGAAAGCAAUCUAGUGCAACUAUGGAAAGACUAAAACAUGGCUUAAGAUUUACCAAUAAUGGACGCAACAGUUAUUGGGUUGAAUAUGGGAGUACACAAAAUAAGAAUGUUUCGAAUUCACUGGAGGAAUCAUGGGAAGAUAUUGCUGGUCAGAGAGCUUUCCCUGAGGAUCCAAAUUAUCCAAUAAUCCACGAUUACACUAUGGGCCAUCGAUAUAGUAAAACAAUGAAUGAUUUAAGAAGAGAUCUUCAAAGUAGAUCGUCAAUGACUUGUUAA
This is a messenger RNA of Saccharomyces mikatae IFO 1815, 1254 nucleotides long. RefSeq names its product Hfl1p (gene HFL1). The record is from RefSeq and is a predicted model, not a curated record. Lineage: Eukaryota; Fungi; Ascomycota; Saccharomycetes; Saccharomycetales; Saccharomycetaceae. Gene Ontology annotation, molecular function: transporter activity. Bases 1 to 1254 code for a protein of 417 amino acids. Gene Ontology annotation, biological process: transport. The transcript has a single exon.